UUGCUUGCUUAACUGAGCGAGCCUGUUUCUCCUCUUUAUCAACAACCAAGACACUCGAGCGGAGCGGAAUAGAUUGAAAGAUAUUAAUUUGCUCCAUCAUAUUUUCCUUUUUGUUUUCGUUUCGCUGAGACAGCACACACAUCUGCUUUACGCUCACACGAUGCGUGCCAUUCAAGUGACAGAAUACGUCAAGGGCCCCCUAGACCUCAAAGUCAGCGACAACGUACCCACCCCCCGCCCCUCAGCAACCCAAUACCUGAUCGAGAUCCACUCCGCCGGCACCAACUUCUUCGACCUCCUCCAGAUCCAAGGCAAAUACCAGCACCAGCCUGCGCUGCCGUGGAUCGGCGGGGCCGAGUUCGCCGGGACCGUCGCGGCCGUGCCGAGCUCGCGGCCGCAGGGCGGAUCCAACCCCAAAUACCAGGUCGGGGACCGGGUGUUUGGGGCGACGCAGGGCGCGUACGCAACGCACGUGCUAGCGGGCGAGGACACGCUGCUCCGGGUUCCGGCGGGGUGGAGCUUCGAGGAUGCGGCGGGGUUGUUUGUGACUGCGCCGACGGCGUACGGGGGUCUGGUGCACCGGGCGACGGUGCGGUCUGGGGAGUGGGUGCUGGUUCAUGCGGCUGCCGGGGGGGUGGGGUUAUCGGCGGUGCAGAUUGCCAAGGCGAUGGGGGCGACGGUGGUUGCCACGGCGGGCACGGAGAGAAAGAGGCAGAUUGCGAGGGAGUUCGGGGCGGACUAUGUGGUUGAUUAUCGCGAUGCGGCGUGGCCGGGGGAAGUGAAGACGCUGUGUGCGCGACAUCGUACGGGGGACGGGCGGGCCGGGGUAGAUAUUGUUUAUGAUCCUGUCGGCAUGAUUGAGGCGAGUUUGAAGUGCGUGGCGUGGAAUGCGCGGUUGUUGGUGGUUGGGUUUGCGGCGGGGACGAUCGAGAAGGUUGCGCUGAAUCGCGUGCUCUUGAAGAAUGUCAGUUUGGUCGGGUUGCAUUGGGGACAGUAUGCGAGGUUUGAGAAGGAGACCGUGGGCGUGGUGUGGCAGGGGAUCUUUGAUCUGGUUGCGCAGGGGAAGUUUAGGGGGAUAGCGUUUACGGAUGAGAGCUUUGUUGGGUUGGAGAGUGUGCCCAGGGCCCUGCAGGCGCUGGGAGGGAGGGAGACCUGGGGUAAAGUCGUGGUGAAGGUAAUUGAUGACCACGCUGUUCCAAUUUACCACCGGGCACAAUCUGAAACAGAUCCUGGCAAUCCAACUCCACUCAGUCACAGCCACAAGACGCGGCAUGUGGUGACUGUCCUUCAAAGAAGGGUUCCGUUCCUGUCCAAAGACAUGAACGGCGAAUCAAACAGGGACAGUUGGAUUGCGAAGUUGCGGUUGGUAGUGUGA
Aspergillus ochraceoroseus IBT 24754 is the source of this 1375-nucleotide messenger RNA. RefSeq names its product NADPH:quinone oxidoreductase family protein. The transcript has 5 exons. NCBI's taxonomy places the organism in Eukaryota, Fungi, Ascomycota, Eurotiomycetes, Eurotiales, Aspergillaceae. Bases 161 to 1375 code for a protein of 404 amino acids. Gene Ontology annotation, cellular component: mitochondrion. The record is from RefSeq and is a predicted model, not a curated record. Gene Ontology annotation, molecular function: zinc ion binding; oxidoreductase activity.